Prorocentrum cordatum is the source of this 1168-nucleotide messenger RNA. Lineage: Eukaryota; Dinophyceae; Prorocentrales; Prorocentraceae. The record is from the annotation of a GenBank genome assembly.
GGCCUCGAUAUGCGGUGGCGUGUGCGGCGGCAGCGCUCCGCCGCGGAAGCCGCCGGGGAAGGUCCACACGGCGGCCGCCGCCCCGGCGCCCCCGCCCCCGCGCGCCGCUGAGGACCGAGCCGGAGCCGCCCAGGGCGGACCCGCCCGCGCUCGUUCCGACCAUAGAGGUCGUCAAGCCGCCGCCGAGGCCGGCCCCCACCACGCCGAUCACCCUGGAGGUGCUGCAGGGCGAGUGGGUGAACAGCAUGGGGGCGAAGAUCGCCGUGAACGACACGCUGGUGUCGCUCAACGGCAUGCCGAUGAAGGUCCACCCCGUGCAGGUCGACGAGAACGGGCUGGUCACAGGCAUAGGCAAGAUAUGGCAGCUGAAAGGCUGGCUGGAGGACGAGCAGAUCGAGUUCAAGGAGGCUCCGUCUCGCGAGGUGAUGGAGUUCGCGCGCUCGGUGACGUGGAAGAGGGCCGACGAGGCGAACAUGAAGGCAUGGACGGAACAAAUGAACAGCCUCGGCUACAAGGGCAGCUCCCAGGACCCCCUGAAGCGCGGCGUGGAGGGAUGCUGCCCGGGCACCUGCGACGCGAAGGCCAACCAGGCCAAGGACGACGUGGACCGGGACAGGGCGGAGCUGGAGCUGCUCAACAGGCUCGUAGACGAGUACAGGGUCCCGGGCCUCUUCAACAUCCCUCCAUCCGAGGUGAUCCCCGACUUCAGCAACCGGGGGCACACAGGGCUGAGCGUGGAGCACGUGCACUACCUCGCCAAGAGCUUCAUGGACGGCCGCGUAAUGGGGGCCCAUCGGAGGGGGCGGGGCGGAGCGAGGCGGAGGAGCCCCACUGCCGCCGAGCCUGCGGCUGGUGCUCUGUACAUCACGUGGCUUCGGGGCGGAUGGCGGCGAGAUGGGGCAAACUGAAGGCCUCACGAAGACGCAAAAACAUGUGUGCGUCAGCUGCAGGUCAGACGGUCUGGGCCAAUCCUCGCAGCUAUAGGAGGGAGAUUGAUGUUUUUGUAUCUUAUGGGCCCAGACCCCGCCCAUAUAUGCUUGGGGCUCGCGCGCGCACUGUGGCGAUUACAGCGCAAGCCCCGCCACGACGGGCCCCACCCCGCCCAAGCAUUACCGUGGCCUGGGCCCUCCCCCGCAUGCCGGCCCAAUCCCAACCGACUGGUCCCACG